GAAGGCGGUCCGAAGGGCGGGGCCUGAUGGAAGAAGGCGCGGUCUCUAGCGGAAGAGAGGAGGGGCCUAGGGUAGGGCUGGGGGAGGGGCUGCCGGAGAGAAUGGUGAAGACGCCUAGGAUGAGGGCGCGGAUCUCAGAAUGGGUUGGGGCGGAGCUGGGGGAGGCAUUCAGGAGAGGGUAUAAAGACUCUUACCGCUCCGAGGCUAGGGUCCGAGUUGAGAACCUCAGAGGGAGUGGGAUAGGGGGCAGAAAAACUACUCAGAAAGUUUGAGACAAGGGGAGGGGCUCAGAUAUGGGUGAGGUUUAAAUUGGGCGGCAGUUGGGCGGAGUCAAAGACCAAGGAAGUAGAGGUGUGGCCUAGAAAAAAUAGGAAGCACUGGCAGGGGAGGGGGCGCGGCCCAGAAAGUAGACUUAACCUACGGAGAGAAAGCCCGGCUCGCCAGAAUGUGGGGACUGGGACCGUAGUUAAGAGGCGGAGCUAAAACUCCGAAAAUUAGGAGCGUCUGAGGCUGUGUGUUUGAAUGGAUGGGUAAGACCUGGAAAAGAAGCGACUGAAACCCCAGGGCAAGACCCAGAAGUGGAGAGGUCGAACUGAAAGCAUAAAGGAUUUAAAGAUUUUGAAACUGGGGGCGGGACCACUGAGGUGGGCGGAUCUUAGAGGGAGUAAAGCUGGGCACCCGAAGCUGAGAGUGUAGAGAGCAUGAAUUCUAGAGUUCAUUUCCCUGCAAAACUUCUUUUAUGACUCAGUUUACUUUUCGGUAAAUCGGAGAUGAUGUAAAAUAGUGGUAGCACAUGGUGAGUGCUGUUUACUAUUAUUUUUCCGUAACCUAGGCCCCAAACAUCACUUUGAAGGUGCAAGAGAGAGGACACCCAGGAGUCCAAUCUCUUCUGGUAGCUCGACUUGAGUGCAGGUCAAGGGCACAGGAAGGAGAUUUAGGUGGUUUAAAAUCUCACAGUGGAAGGGAUUAAUGAAGUUGGGGCCGGGCAGGUGCAGAGGGUGGAGGCUUCCUGAUCCCAGGGCUGAAGGAUGGCUGCCUUUGCCCGCCUGCUGGAGCGUCUCCUCUGGCCAGCUCGCAAAAAACAGGAGUCAGAAGAGGAAGAGGAGGAGGGGCGCAGGACUCACCACGGGCUUCAGUCGCUCCUGGACGCGCCGCGAUGCGUCCAGCGGCCGCACGGGGGUGCGGCCGCAUCUUGGGGACUGCGCUUCGGGGCGAGCGCUGUGCAAGGCUGGCGCGCGCACAUGGAGGACGCUCAUUGCGCUUGGCUCGAGCUGCCGGGGCUGCCACCAGGCUGGGCAUUCUUCGCGGUCCUCGACGGCCACGGCGGGGCGCGAGCUGCCCUCUUCGGCGCGCGCCACCUGCCGGGCCACGUGCUCGAGGCUCUGGGCCCCGCGCCUGGCGAACCUGAGGGAGUGCGCGAGGCGCUACGCCGAGCCUUCCUGAGCGCAGACGCAAGGCUGCGCGCGCUCUGGCCUCCGGGCGAGCCGGGGGGCUCCACCGCCGUGGCGUUGCUCAUCUCCCAGCGUUUUCUGUACCUGGCGCACUGCGGUGACUCCCGAGCGAUGUUGAGUCGCGCUGGCGCGGUGGCCUUCAGCACUGAGGACCAUCGGCCCCUCCGGCCCCGGGAACGCGAGCGCAUCCACAACGCGGGAGGGACCAUUCGCCGCCGGCGCCUCGAAGGCUCUCUGGCAGUAUCCCGAGCCCUGGGCGACUUUGCUUACAAAGAGGCUCCGGGAAGGCCCCCUGAGCUGCAGCUCAUUUCCGCGGAGCCUGAGGUGACCGCCCUGGCUCGCCAGGCUGAGGACGAGUUCAUGUUAUUGGCCUCUGACGGUGUGUGGGACGCGAUGUCCGGCGCUGCCCUGGCGGGACUGGUGGCAUCGCGCCUCUGCUUGGGCCUGGCCCCGGAGCUUCUCUGCGCGCAGCUAUUGGAUACGUGUCUGUGCAAGGACAGCCUGGACAACAUGACCUGCAUCCUGGUCUGCUUCCCCGGGGCCCCCAGGCCUUGUGAGGAGGCGAUCAGGAAGGAGCUAGCGCUGGACGCAGCCCUGGGCCACAGGGUCGCCGAGCUGUGUUCCUCUGCUCAGGAGCCCCCCAGCCUGAACACGGUUUUCUGGACUCUGGCCUCAGAGGACAUCCCAGAUUUACCUCCUGGGGGAGGGCUGUACUGCAAGGCCGCUAUCAUUGCUGAAGCUUAUUCUAAGCUCUGCCAGGCCUCAAGACGCCGCUGGCAGAAGGGCCCGAAUGGGGCCGGAAAGCCCACUGGCACCCACUGACACCCACUGAGACUCUUCCUUGGACUUGGAGGCCUGACAGCUGUUGCCCUUUGGGGACCCUCUGCCCAGCCGGGGCCUCAAGGGAACUAAGGAAGAAAACUGCCCUUCCCCAGCUAUACAGACCAGCGGAAGGAAGACAAACGGAUGGAGGAACCCCAGAAUGCUUACUUCCCUCUCACAGAAAGUCUUGUGAGAGGGGAAAUUCCACCCACCCUCUGAACAACAACAACAAAAAAACCAACAAAAACCCCAAAACCAAAAAACCACCCCAAACCAAAUCAAGUGUUUUUGAAAUAUUUUGAGCUGAAUGGACCCCUUCUGUGAUCACCCAGUUCAAUAACCUUCUCUUCCCUUCCCAUUUUUCAUCUGUUUUGGGGGGAGUUAGGGGAGAGUAUUUAUUAUUAAAUUUUAAUGAUAUAUAACUCAAAAUAAAUUUCUCUUGUAGAAAAAAAAAAAAA
Molecule: messenger RNA, 2731 nt
Organism: Ailuropoda melanoleuca (giant panda)
Lineage: Eukaryota; Metazoa; Chordata; Mammalia; Carnivora; Ursidae
Gene: PPM1N
Product: protein phosphatase, Mg2+/Mn2+ dependent 1N (putative)
Exons: 5
Coding region: 1029-2273 (414 amino acids)
Biological process (GO): protein dephosphorylation
Molecular function (GO): magnesium ion binding; protein serine/threonine phosphatase activity; manganese ion binding
Source: RefSeq, a predicted model, not a curated record